AUGGCAGCAGAAGAGAAUGGUACCAAUGCCAUUAACACCGUUGUCGGGCCGGAUGAUGAUGCGAUGCGUGAUCCAACACGCUGGGAGAAGUUUUGCCAGCGCCAUGGCAUCAAUCCGAAUCUGAUCAUGCUGAAGAUUACACUGUUCGUCAUGUAUGGCGCCACCUCUUCGCUGCUCCCGUAUCUGACCAUCCACAUGCAAAGCACCGGCUUGACGGUGGAGGAAAUCGCAAUCAUCUACCUGGCCCUACCGUUCACAACGUUCUUAAGUCCACCGAUCACCGGAUUCCUGGUGGACAAGUUCGGACGGUACAAACCAGUUGUCAUCAUGAGUUUGCUUUUAAAUGCAUUAUUUCACCAUUCGCUGUUGCUGAUCCCGCAGCAGGAAAUACCUGGCAAGGUACCGGAAGCGUACGUAAUGAGACAUCCCGGCACGGGAAAUGUAGAGGUUUGGUGGUCACCCUGUCCUAGCCGAGAGUGUCCGGAAGAGGAGGAAAUCGAUAUCGUUGUAGACCAAUGUCUGGACCAUUGCUUGCUUCAAGAGCAAAACCCGAAGAUUGAACUUGCGCCACCACCAACCGAUCUGCCGCUCGUCGUCACACCGAUAGGGGAUGAACCGAAUGAUCCGAAGGACGAUCUCGGUCUGUACGUGCAGAACAAGGGCAAGGGCAACAAGAACAAAACAGCGGACGUACUUAGCACGAGUAGCAGUUCUAGUACUACCGAGCUCUAUAUAGACAUUUUUCGAUUCCCAGAGCCAUUACUUAAGGAGAUACCGGAUGAGUCAGAGGAAAGCGAAGAAGGUUGGGUUGUGGCGGGGAGUGGCGAUUCCGCGUUCAUCGUGCUCGACAUGCAUCCCGACCUGGGUGAACCAAUCGAGCAGCUGGGCAUGGAAGUUGAACACGAUGACAACGCAACGGUGACCGAUUUCAAAACUCGUUUCGGUGUGGCACUGCUCUGGAAGCAGGGUGUCAAUGUGACCGCUCUCGAGGAGGAGGAUCUUCGCUGUGGAGGACUUGUGAUGACAUCUAACAUGACGCUCAACAGCAACAUCAAACUAUCGGAAUGGGCAGCGGAUUGCAUGGUGCAGCGGUGUCGUUUCCGUCGUAACGGGCCAGAUAUCUGUCCACCAGACUACAAGGAAAGUGACGACAAAAUUUUCUGGAUAUACUUCGCGCUUCGCUUCCUGGCAACGACGAUGCUGUCAGCAGGUGUCACCAUAAUGGACCCGAUCGCACUGACCAUGAUCGAGAAGUAUGGUGGAGAUUUUGGACGUGAGCGGUUGUUCUCCAGCAUCGGCAUGGCCAUCUUCUCUCCUAUUACCGGAGUGUUGAUCGAUCUGUUCUCGAAGGAUCUGGGCUACACGGACUACUCGGCGGCAUUCUACACGUAUGACAUUUUGCUGAUUAUCUCCUCGGUGACGGUGUUCCUGAUGCCGCUUGGAGAGAAACUGCCGGCAGAUAAUGUGUUCAAGGAUUUGCUGAAUCUACUGAAGCUGAAGCACGUGAUCAUCUUUAUUUGGUUCCUGUUUUUGUUGGGCAAUUUUUGGGGCUUCAUCGAGAGUUUCCUGUUUCUGUACCUUAAAGAGCUUGGAGCCCCUAACUAUUUACUGGGUAUCACUAUUACUGUGGGUACAGUGAGCAGUAUUCCCUUCCUAUACGGUGCUGGACGUAUUACAAAAAUAGUUGGACACGUGAACUUGAUCGUGAUAGCCUUCAUCGCACAUGCUUGUCGCCUAGUGGGCUACUCCUUUAUUGAGAAUGCUUGGUGGUGCUUUCCGUUUGAGGCGAUGGAAGCACUUUCCUGUCAUUUGAUGUGGGUUGCUGCUGCAACUUACUGCGCUCUGUUGGCUCCCAAGAGUUUGCUGGCCACGUUGAUCGGUGUGUUGGGGAUGGCUCACUUUAGUCUGGGACGUGGCAGUGGGUCUUUCUUCGGCGGUUUUCUCAUCGCUGAGGUUGGUACACGUGAAGCAUUCCGAUACAUGGGAUUGGUUGCUGUGGCUGGAGGGCUUGCCUACAAGUUCAUACACUCAAUAUGGCUUCGCAAAUACGAUAAUCCCGAUGCCGAUGAAGAAUCAGCAGAAAAGGGCGAAGCAGAAAAGCUUUACACCGACGGUGGUGAUGAGCCAAAGACGAAAGAUCAAGGCACCUCGAUGUCACAGGAACGACUAUCGCUCAUGAUAAAGUACAAUCAGAUAGGCAGUCUCACGUCCUUGCCGCGUGGUUCAAGGGGUGACGUGAACGAUGUCUUUGCCAAGCGUCGCAGCAGCUACAACAUUGAGUUCGUACGCGCCCAAAAGGGUGGAGGCAGCGCUUCGAAGGUUGAUCUGCUGAAGUCGGCGGUCGACAUCAACCACAAGGCGUCCCAUCCACAUUUGCGCAAGGAAGGCAAAGCGUCCGAUCAGUCACUCAACUCGAAACGUGCCGACAGUGCGCCACGUUUGAAUCAAUCGAAGAACAUCUCCCAGCCUACGCUGAGUGCGGUCGUGGAUGAGGAUUUGCCGUCGUCUGUGCUGUCGCGUCACAGGAAGAAACAUCACCAGAGCGGCAUUUUGGUGGUGAAGGCUUGCAGCCAGGAUGGUGAUUUGGACCUGCGUAAUUAUUUGCGGGAAACGGAACAACGUGAUUCGAUCACUGAGGGCGAGGAAGAGAACUACAAGCUGGAGCUAAGCAAGAAAGCUUCCCGUGGUCAUGUGCUCAAUGACAUCCCUGAGCGAACGGUGGAGGCCGCCGAUACUACCGGAAUCGUUGCGCCGGUGACUCCAGUUGUAGAGAGCACGGAACCAACCACCGCUACCACACCAAGCAUAUCGGAUGAUCACACAAAAAACGCGGCUUCUUGA
Anopheles marshallii is the source of this 2841-nucleotide messenger RNA. RefSeq lists its product as uncharacterized. The transcript is spliced from 12 exons. The coding region runs from base 1 to 2841 and encodes 946 amino acids. Gene Ontology annotation, cellular component: membrane. Lineage: Eukaryota; Metazoa; Arthropoda; Insecta; Diptera; Culicidae. The record is from RefSeq and is a predicted model, not a curated record.